UAUUCACGUCAACGAGAAAAAAAUGGGUGUAUGUGUCUAGUAGUAAGCAGGUUUUUUUUGUAUGUAAAAAGACCCCAGUGAAUGUUGUUAAACAGAACCAAACACACUCCAGGCUUUAUUCGCGGGUGAACCUGCGGGUUCACGUCACUUUGAUAUCUCCAAGGAAGAGGAAUAUCAAAAAAGAGAUCAGCGGGACUAUCAACGAUGGCAUUUACGGCGGUGUGGAACUACUGCGUUCCCUUGUCCGUCAUCACUUUGCUCUCUCUUGUGGGGACAGCGCGUUGCCAGGCGGUGCAGGCUGAGAAUGUGACAGUGUUGGAGGGAGGCACGGCCCAGAUCUCCUGUCGUCUGCAGAACUAUGACGGCUCCAUCGUGGUCAUCCAGAACCCUCGCAGACAGACCCUCUUCUUCAACGGCACACGAGCGUUGAAGGAUGACCGUUUCCAGAUGGUUCUCUUCACUCCCCGCCUGGUGCGCAUCACCCUCACCAACGUGAGCGUGUCGGACGAGGGCGGCUACUUCUGCCAGCUCUACACCGACGACACCCACCACCAAGUGGCCACGCUGUCCGUGUCCGUCCCUCCCGACACCCCCACGGUGGAGGUGAAGCAGGAGGCCGUGGAGGGGGGCGAGGUGGAGCUCACCUGCCUGUCGCCGCGCAGCAAGCCCCCCGCCACGCUGCGCUGGAUCAGGGACCGCCGGGAGAUACCAGGUGUGGUGUCCCAGCAGGAAAAUGGGAAGACAGUGAGUGUGUCCAGCACCAUCCGUGUCCCUGUGGAGAGGAGAGACAACGGGGCAGCGGUCAGCUGUGAGGCAUCCCACCCCGCCCUGGGGGGGCAGAAGAGGGUCCGCCACUACCGCCUCGACGUCCACUUUGCCCCCACAGUGAGGAUCAUCCCUCCCCCUGGCAUCCUCCGAGAGGGAGACUCUCUCAGCCUCACCUGCUCCAUCACUGGCAAUCCACUGCCUAGAGAUGUCCAGUGGACUAGGAUUAAUGACACCUUACCUGAGAGGGCGGAGAUCUCUGGCCCCACCCUCCAGGUGUCCCGUCUCAGCCAAUCACACAACGGGACCUACCUGUGUCAGGCGCAGAACAACUACGGCCGUGCCGCUGACCACUACACGCUGCUGGUGUACGACCCCGGGGCAGUGAUUGAGACCCACAGUGCAGUACCGUAUGCUGUGAUAGGCGGCAUCCUGGCUCUGCUGGUCUUCACCGUCAUCUGUGUUCUCAUCGUCACCAUCUGGUGCUCUGUCCGACAGAAAGGUUCAUAUCUUACCCAUGAGGCCAGUGGGCUGGACGAGCACGGGGAGGUCCAGGAGGCUUUCCUCAACGGGAAUGAUGCCAGUCAGGGCAAGAAGGAGUACCUACUGUAGCCUCCAUCCCCAAAACCCACACCCCUCCCCCAACACGCCAUGACGGGUGGCCUUCUGAAUCUACUGUAAUACUACUGCACACAGACCACAUCACAGACCACAACACAGACCACAACACAGACCACAACAGAGACUGAAAGAGAGACGAUCCGUCCAGCCCUUACAUUACAACUGUGCCAUACUGUAGAUGUACUGGAGGAAGGAGCGAGGGAGCGAGGGAGGAUGGCAGAGAUAGGGGAAAGUGAUAAUAGGGUCAUUAUUUUGAUAGAGAGAAGAGAUAACAAGAAAGAAAGCCUCAGCACUUUCCUUCCCUGUGGUAAUUGGAGAGGGAGGGAGAGAGAGAGAGGAAAGAGAAAAAAACUUCAAUUUCCAAAAUGUUCAAUCCAUAACUGGCACAGACAAACAAGUGGGGUGGGUAUGGUUUCCAGAAGCUAUUGAGUUUGAAUGCUCAAUUUGAUUACUUGAAAUUGCCAAAGCACAUCAGCCCACAGAGAGCAGCUCAUCUAUAAUUAUUUGACAACAUUGCAGAGUGUUACCCUGAAAGUCUCUUAAAGUAUUUCUGAACUAUUCAGUCAAUUCUGCAGACGACCCAGGUAUUGUAUUUGCCGUCCGUUCUGGGGAGUCUGCCAAUGUUUUCUGGGUAAUUUAGAAACCUUCCUGUUAUGAAUGACUGCUUUCCUCGCAGAACAGAACUGUUGUUUCUCUUCUUUGAAUUCUCUCUCUUUCUCCCUCCCUCUCUAUUCACCUCUCUUUCUCAUCCUCUUCUUCUCCCUUGUUCCCUCCCUCCAUCCCUC
Molecule: messenger RNA, 2171 nt
Organism: Salvelinus namaycush (lake trout)
Lineage: Eukaryota; Metazoa; Chordata; Actinopteri; Salmoniformes; Salmonidae
Product: cell adhesion molecule 4-like
Exons: 8
Coding region: 205-1377 (390 amino acids)
Biological process (GO): negative regulation of peptidyl-tyrosine phosphorylation; regulation of wound healing; regulation of Rac protein signal transduction
Cellular component (GO): cell-cell contact zone
Molecular function (GO): vascular endothelial growth factor receptor 2 binding
Source: RefSeq, a predicted model, not a curated record